AUGAUGCUUGGCGACUUGGGCGCCGAGGUGAUCAAAAUAGAAAAUCCAAAGGGCGGCGAUGAUACACGAGCUUGGGGACCCCCGUUUGCAGAGAAUAAGGAUGCCACCGAUAAACAACGUCCCGAGUCUGCAUACUUUUUAUGUGUCAAUCGUAACAAAAAGUCAGUUACAGUAAAUAUGAAAACAGAGGGUGGUCGACAAAUUAUCUAUGAUCUUGUCAAGCACUGUGAUGUGCUGGUGGAGAACUAUCUUCCCGGCAAAUUGGCCUCCAUGAAGCUCGGUUAUGAAGAUCUAAUCAAGAUUAACCCUCGGUUGAUCUAUGCUUCGAUUACCGGUUACGGUCAGGACGGUCCCUAUGCAGAUAAACCGGGAUAUGAUGUGAUCAUUGAGGCAGAAGCUGGUCUGAUGCAUAUCACUGGUGAACCAGACGGAAAGCCAGUCAAAGUGGGCGUCGCAAUUACUGAUUUGACUACCGGUUUAUAUGCACAGAGCUCUAUUUUAGCUGCGCUGAUCAAACGUGGCAUCACAGGUCGUGGUCAACGAAUUGAUUGCUCAUUACUUGAAUCCCAAGUAGCUUCAUUGGCAAAUAUCGCAUCCAAUUAUCUGAUUGGUGGCAAAGAAGCACAGCGUAUGGGUACAUCGCAUCCUUCCAUUGUUCCUUACCAAGUGAUGCCUACAAGAGAUUCGUUUGUCAUGAUUGGAGCAGGAAACGAUGGUCAGUUUGCCAAACUGUGCCAACGCAUGGGCAUGGAGCAUCUUUUGCAAGAUACCCGGUUCAAGACCAACGUAGAUCGUGUGCGUCACCGUGUAGAACUGAUUCAGGCAUUGGAAGAUCGACUAACCCAGGAAGACUCAUCUUAUUGGCUUGAACAACUCAACGGAGGCGGCUUCCCCUUUGCUCCCAUCAAUAACAUCCAACAAACGUUUGAACAUCCUCAACUCAUGGCACGCGGUUUAGUCCAGGAAGUGGAGCAUGAAAGAGCUGGAAAAAUAAAGCUUGUUGGGCCACCUGUAAAAUUCAGCGACUUCAAGCCGACGAUCCGACUUCCGCCCCCUGUGCUUGGAGCCCACACAAAUGAGAUUCUUACCGAUGUGCUAGGAUAUACGCAAGAAAGUGUGCGUUCUCUGCGCGAUAAUGGUGCGAUUGGAGAAUAA
Molecule: messenger RNA, 1155 nt
Organism: Radiomyces spectabilis
Lineage: Eukaryota; Fungi; Mucoromycota; Mucoromycetes; Mucorales; Radiomycetaceae
Product: CoA-transferase family III domain-containing protein
Exons: 6
Coding region: 1-1155 (384 amino acids)
Molecular function (GO): catalytic activity
Source: RefSeq, a predicted model, not a curated record